AUGCCAGAUAGUUCUGUCGCCGUAGCCGCAAAUGCAGGCAAAAAAGCAAAAGUAAGCAACUUUCCUCCGGUGACUCUUGAAAACAUCGCCAAGUUCCGAGAAGAAGCCAGAAAAAAUAAUGAUCCUCGUAUGCUACUUGAUCUCGCCAAAUAUCUUCUUGAGGCAGUUCCUCUUGUGUGCGUCAAUGACACGGAUGUAAAGCGCGCAAAGAAAGUGAGAGAAGCAAUGGUCUUGGAAGCACAAAAGAUUGUUAGAAAGUUGGCAACUCAAGGCAAUUUUGGAAAAUCUGGUUAUGCUGAAGCACAGUUUUAUUUGGGAAAUGCUUAUACAGGUGGGCUUAUGGGAUUACCUAUUGAUGCUGAAAAGGCCUUUGGAUCUUACAUUCAAGGUUCAAAGCAGAAUCAUCCAGGUUGCACAUAUCGUACGGCUGUGUGCUAUGAGGUUGGGGCGGGUACCAAACGUGAUAAGUCCCACGCUAUUCAAUUCUUUCGAAAGGCGGCCAAUCUCGGUGACCCAUCUGCUAUGUACAAGCUUGGAAUGAUUCUUAUACAAGGCCAUAUUGGGCAGACCAAGAACCCUCGAGAAGGUAUCUCAUGGCUGAAGAAAGCUGCCGCAUUUGCAGACGAAGAUCACCCUCAUGCACUCCAUGAGUUGGGUAUAGCCUAUGAAAAGGAAGGAAUCCCAUCGGUCAUUCCCGAUGUUAAUUAUUCGCGAGAUCUAUUUACACAAGCUGCUCAAAAUGGUUACGCUCCAUCUCAGUUCAAACUUGGAUUAGCGUAUGAACAUGGCUAUCUGAACUGCCCCGUCGAUCCUCGCCGGUCAAUCGCAUGGUACUCCAAGGCAGCCGAGCAGGGUAACAUGGAAGCUGCUUUAGCACUCUCGGGAUGGUAUCUGACUGGUGCGGAUGGAAUCUUACAGCAGAGUGACUCGGAAUGUUACUUGUGGGCACGUAAAGCAGCCGAUCACGGCUUUUCCAAAGCAGAAUAUGCUGUCGGCUAUUACACCGAGUCGGGUAUUGGUGUCCGCCAACAUAUUGAUGAGGCUAAGAAAUGGUAUAUGCGUGCUGCCGCCCAAGGAAACAGGCGCGCAAUGCAACGUUUGACUGAGUUGAAAAACAAUGGUGCAUCUAGACCUCAGCAGCGACAAAAUCAUACUCGUGGACCAAAUGGAGUCCCAGCCAGCAAGGACUCAGACUGUAGCAUAAUGUAACCAACUCUAAACAUCUCUCAUAUUUGAAUGUUUCUACCUUACUAUAACUUAUAUUACUGAUAGUACACUCCCUUUAAUUACUUAUACACUUGAUAUUAAAAUCUCAUGAUUGAUUCUCUUUCUUGAUUCUGCUCUAUAAAGCCAUCUAUCUAAAUAC
This is a messenger RNA of Phycomyces blakesleeanus NRRL 1555(-), 1366 nucleotides long. RefSeq lists its product as hypothetical. NCBI's taxonomy places the organism in Eukaryota, Fungi, Mucoromycota, Mucoromycetes, Mucorales, Phycomycetaceae. Gene Ontology annotation, molecular function: protein binding. Bases 1 to 1209 code for a protein of 402 amino acids. The transcript has a single exon. The record is from RefSeq and is a predicted model, not a curated record.